AUGGGUGGAGACGUGCUCCGACAAGCUCCAAGCUCUCUUCCCCGGACUCCGGCUCGCCCCGUUGGCCAGCGGAUCAAGAGCAUCUACACCGAUCGGUUGAAACAAUUCACCGAAACUGGCCAGUACAGCGGCCAGAACUUGAUCUCGAAGCUCUUUGAAGCCACCAACUCCGACGAAGACCAUGUCAAACUCGAGGUCUACUCUGUCCCCGACCUGCAGCGUCCCUCGUUCGAGGAGGCCACUUCCCACGAAUUCAAGCCCACUCAUAUCGGCGCCUCCUUUGGUCCUAGUUGGUCUACACAUUGGUUUCGCAUCCGACUAGCCAUCCCUGAGGAUUUGCGCCGGAAGGAACGGCUGGAGUUCCAUUGGGAUGCCAACAAUGAGGGAUUGGUGUGGACGGAGGAUGGCCGGCCGUUGCAGGGUCUUACGGGCGGAGGUGAGCGGAUUGAGUGGGUGAUCCCUGACGCCUGGCGCGAUGGAAAGGAACAUACGUUUUAUAUCGAGAUGGCCUGCAAUGGCAUGUUUGGCAAUGCCCCCGGAGGUGAUUCGAUCCAACCGCCGGCCCCAGAUAAGUACUAUACUCUUCAUACGGCCCGCAUCACUGCCAUCAAUGUUGAGGCGCGGGCUCUCUUUUACGAUUUCUGGAUUAUUGGAGAUGCGGCUAGAGAGUUCCCCGGUGAUGGCUGGGAGUCUCACGAGGCAAACAUGGUCGGCAAUGCCAUCAUGGAUGCUUUCAUUGCCGGAAAUGGAAGCAAUGAAGCGAUCAAAGAGGCGCGCAAAAUUGCCCAGAAGUAUCUCGGGGGUAAAGUCGAUUCAUCCGAUGUGUACAACACGGAGACGCAGCCGAUUGUCUACGGUAUUGGCCAUUGCCAUAUCGAUACGUGCUGGCUAUGGCCUUGGGCCGAAACCAAGCGCAAGGUGGCCCGGUCCUGGUCGAAUCAAUGUGACCUGAUGGAUCGAUACCCCGAGCACCGAUUUACCUGCUCACAGGCACAGCAGUUCAAAUGGUUGAAACAGUACUAUCCUACCGUCUUUGACCGCGUAAAAGGCUGGGUGAAGAAAGGACACUUCCAGCCCAUCGGCGGGAGCUGGGUCGAGCAUGAUACCAACUUGCCCAGCGGAGAAUCGUUGGUCAGGCAGUUUCUCUACGGACAGCGGUUCUUUGAAAGCCACUUCGGAGAACGGUCCACAACUUUCUGGCUGCCAGAUACAUUUGGCUAUUCCUCUCAAAUUCCUCAGAUCUGUCGCUUGGCGGGAAUGAGUCGCUUCUUUACGCAGAAGCUCAGCUGGAACAACAUUAACAACUUUCCCCAUACGACUUUCCAAUGGGUUUCCCUGGACGGCAGCCAGGUCAUGUGUCAUAUGUCCCCUUCGGAGACAUACACUGCCAGUGCUCACUUCGGUGAUGUCAAGCGUAGCGUGACCCAGCACAAGUCGAUGGACCAAGACAACACUUCACUCUUGGUGUUCGGAAAGGGGGAUGGCGGUGGAGGGCCUACUUUCGAGCAUCUCGAGAAGCUCCGCCGCUGCCGGGGUCUGAGUGACAAGGUGGGCCUACUCCCGCGUGUGAAGAUGGGAGAGUCCGUGGACGACUUCUUUGAAGGGCUAGAAAAGAAAGCGGCGAACGGCACUGAAUUCGCUACGUGGUAUGGCGAGCUCUACUUUGAGCUUCACCGCGGUACAUAUACCACUCAAGCAAACAACAAGCGCAACAAUCGCAAGGCUGAGUUCUUGCUGCGCGAGCUUGAAUAUCUGGCCACUCUUGCAUCCAUCACCAAGACUAGCCACUACGAAUACCCUAAGAAAGAUAUCGACGACAUGUGGGAGGGAACUCUCCUGUGCCAGUUCCAUGACUGUCUUCCCGGAAGCUGUAUUGAGAUGUGCUACGAUGACUCCGAUCAGCUUUAUGCAGAGAUUUUCAAGACAGGGAAGAAGGCCAGGCGAGAAGCGCUCGAGGCCCUUGGAUAUGAUCAUACAGGCAGUGGCCAGACUCUUCAGGCAAUCAAUACCCUGCCUUGGCGCCGCUCUGAGAUAGUCCGAAUCCCCAAUGAGUUCAUUGCCUCGACGGGUUCGAAAUUUGCCCUCGUCACUGGUGAAACUGGGCCUAUCGAGUGUAAACCCUCCGUCACGCGUCCGGCUUCUGCUGUGACAGCAUCGGAGAUCAGCCCUGGCACGUUCCGUCUUGAAAACUUCAAGCUGAGAGUUGAUAUCCACAAUGGUGUGAUCAUCUCACUGUACGACGUCGAAGAAGACCGUGAGGUGAUUGCCAAGGAUGGCAAGGCUGGACAGCUGGUCAUUUUUGACGAUAAACCAUUGUACUGGCAGGCCUGGGAUGUGGAGGUCUUCCAUCUGGAAUCGAGGAAAGAAUUACAAUCCGGAAAGAGCAGCAUUUCCGAGAAAGACCCCAACCGUGCCAGUGUCGUCACUGAAACCAAGAUCAGUGACAAGAGCUGGGUUAAGACUACCAUCAGCCUUGCCGCUGCCAUAGAAGAUCAGCCUUCGUACGUGGAGUUCCACAGCGAGGUCGAGUGGAAGGAAGAUAUGAAAUUUCUCAAGGUUGAGUUCCCUGUUGACAUUACCAACACGGAGGCAUCUUAUGAGACUCAGUAUGGAAUGAUCAAGCGUCCAACUCACUACAACACGAGCUGGGAUAUGGCCAAGUUCGAAGUAUGCUGUCAUAAAUGGGCCGACCUGUCCGAGAAUGGGUACGGCGUGUCUGUCCUGAACGAUUCGAAGUACGGUUUCGCAACCUGCGGUAACCUGAUGCGCCUUUCUUUGCUUCGUGCACCGAAAGCACCCGAUGCUCAUGCCGAUAUGGGCCGCCAUCACAUCCGUUAUGCUAUCGUGCCGCAUGCCGGUCCCCUUGAUGCUCGUAUUGUUCGGGCUGGAUACAAUUUCAAUCACCCUCUGGUGCUGGAGCCAGCCACUGGUCUAGCAAACGCUAGCGUUUUCACAUCUGUUUCCCUCGGUGGGUCACCGUCUCUCAUCCUGGACGCGGUAAAACGCGGAGAAGAUGAUGAAGACGUGUCUCGGGACAAUUUGCCUCGCCGUCCAGGUCAAAGCAUCAUCCUCCGCAUCUACGAGUCUCUCGGCGGUAAAAGCCGGGGAACUAUCCGCACCAAGCUCCCCGUUAAAGAGGUCUGGAAGUGUAAUGUGCUUGAGGAUAACGAGAUCUCGCUGCCACUUUCUAAGAGAGACGACUCCAUUGAUGUUGACAUCGAGCUGAGGGCAUAUGAAGUAGCUACUUACCGCUUGCAGCUGUAA
This is a messenger RNA of Aspergillus affinis, 3264 nucleotides long. It is a transcript of the gene ams1, whose product is annotated as alpha-mannosidase. Gene Ontology annotation, biological process: oligosaccharide catabolic process; mannose metabolic process. Gene Ontology annotation, molecular function: carbohydrate binding; alpha-mannosidase activity. The transcript is spliced from 4 exons. Bases 1 to 3264 code for a protein of 1087 amino acids. Gene Ontology annotation, cellular component: fungal-type vacuole membrane. Lineage: Eukaryota; Fungi; Ascomycota; Eurotiomycetes; Eurotiales; Aspergillaceae. The record is from RefSeq and is a predicted model, not a curated record.